This is a messenger RNA of Carassius auratus (goldfish), 5353 nucleotides long. It is a transcript of the gene dctn1a, whose product is annotated as dynactin 1a. Gene Ontology annotation, cellular component: spindle pole; microtubule associated complex; axon. The transcript has 29 exons. Bases 181 to 3915 code for a protein of 1244 amino acids. The record is from RefSeq and is a predicted model, not a curated record. Gene Ontology annotation, biological process: nuclear migration; establishment of mitotic spindle orientation. Lineage: Eukaryota; Metazoa; Chordata; Actinopteri; Cypriniformes; Cyprinidae.
CGUCGCCUCGCGUCACGUGACCCGAUCGGAAGAGCCCGAGUGAAGUGUCCGGUGAACGGUGUCCGGUGACCGGAGCUCUGCUGUCCGUUAUUUGUUCUAUUCUGCACACCUUACACACGCAUACCGUUCGCGUUCAGCUCGAGCUCUCUUCUACAGCUGCAGGGCGCUGUGGUCAGCAGGAUGAGUUCAGACGGAGGCGGGAGGCCUGUGAAGGUGGGCUCUCUGGUGGAGGUGAUUGGGAAAGGUCAGCGUGGGACCGUGGCGUAUAUCGGAGCCACUCUGUUCGCGUCGGGGAAAUGGGUGGGAGUCAUCCUGGACGAACCCAAGGGGAAGAACGACGGCACGGUGCAGGGCAAACGCUACUUCACCUGCGAGGAGAAUCAUGGGAUCUUCGUCAGACAGUCUCAGAUUCAGCUCAUGGAUGAAGGAGGCAGCUCUGCGACGUCUCCAGAAACACCGGACUCAGGUGUGGCCAAACUGCUCAAGAAAGAAGUACAGGAGACGCCAAAAUCUGUCAAGCAGACUCCAACAGCAAAGAAGCCUCCUAUUCGUCGUAGUACCAAGUGGUACACACCCGGCCGUCUGUCCAGCUCCAGCUCCCUCCCCUCUCUCAUCAUGGCGGGUCGUCCCUCGGUCGGAGGCUCAGGACUUUCAGAGUCAGUGUUAGCAGAGAAUGAGUCCACAGCAUCUUCCCAGACUGCACUGGGAGCUCCUGUCAUACCACAGCCCAGCGGCACCCCCAGCGCCCCUCCUCCUGCCACCCCCAGCAAGGAGGAGGAGAGUCUCCGAGCUCAAGUCAAGGAUCUGGAGGAGAAGCUGGAGACGCUGCGGAUGAAGCGCUCGGAGGAUAAAGCCAAGCUGAAGGAGAUGGAGAAGUACAAGAUCCAGCUGGAGCAGCUGCAGGAGUGGAAGAGCAAGAUGCAGGAGCAGCAGAACGAGCUCCAGAAGCAGCUCAAGGAGGCCAAGAAGGAGGCACGCGAGGCUCUGGAGGCUAAAGACCGCUACAUGGAGGAGAUGGCCGACACAGCAGACGCCAUCGAGAUGGCCACGCUGGACAAAGAGAUGGCAGAGGAGCGGGCCGAGUCCCUGCAGCAGGAGGUGGAGGCUCUGAAGGAGAAGGUGGAGGAGCUGAGCAUGGACCUGGAGAUCCUCAAACACGAGAUCGAAGAGAAGGGCUCGGACGGAGCGGCCUCCAGCUACCACGUCAAGCAGCUGGAGGAGCAGAACGCACGCCUGAAGGAGGCCCUGGUCAGGAUGAGGGAUCUGUCGUCGUCCGAGAAGCAGGAGCACGUGAAGCUCCAGAAACAGAUGGAGAAGAAGAACUCUGAGCUGGAGACUCUGAGAGCGCAGAAGGAGAAGCUGCAGGAGGAGAUGAAGCAGGCUGAAGACACCAUAGACGAGCUCAAGGAGCAGGUGGACGCGUCUUUAGGAGCGGAGGAGAUGGUGGAGACUCUGACGGAGAGGAAUCUAGACCUGGAGGAGAAGGUGCGAGAGCUGCGAGAGACCGUCAGUGAUCUGGAGGCGAUUAACGAGAUGAACGACGAGCUGCAGGAGAACGCUCGUGAGACAGAGCUGGAGCUGCGUGAACAGCUGGAUCUGGCCGGCGCUCGGGUCCGAGAGGCUCAGAAGAGAGUGGAAGCAGCGCAGGAGACGGUGGCCGACUAUCAGCAGACCAUCAGCAAAUACAGAGAGCUCACCACACACCUGCAGGAAGUGAACCGAGAGCUGACCAAUCAGCAGAGCAGCUCAGCCGAGCAGCUGCAGCAGCCGACCACAGAGCUCUUCGACUUCAAGAUCAAGUUUGCUGAGACCAAAGCUUACGCCAAGGCCAUCGAGAUGGAGCUCCGGAAGAUGGAGGUGACUCAGGCGAACCGUCAGGUGUCUCUGCUGAUGUCCUUCAUGCCUGAGUCCUUCCUGAGACACGGAGGAGACCACGACUGCAUCCUCGUGCUGCUGCUCAUCCCCAGACUCAUCUGCAAGGCGGAGCUGAUCAGCAGACAGGCGCAGGAGAAGUUUGAUCUGAGUGCUCCGGAGCGAUCUGGACUGAGAGGAGCCGCUGGAGAGCAGCUGAGCUUCGCCUCCGGUCUGGUGUAUUCCCUGACGCUGCUGCAGGCCACGCUGCACAGAUACCAGCUGGCUCUGAGUCAGUGCGGGGUGGAGGUGUACAAGCGCAUGGGCACGCUGUACUCUGAGAUGAGUGUUCACGAGCGAUCCCUGGACUUCCUCAUCGACCUGCUGCAUAAAGAUCAGCUGGACGAGACGGUGCAGGUGGAGCCGCUCACCAAAGCCAUCAAGUACUACCAGCAACUGUACAGUGUUCAUCUGUCGGAUCAGCCGGAGGACUGCAGUGUACAGCUGGCCGAUCACAUCAAGUUCACCCAGAGCGCUCUGGACUGCAUGGGGUCAGAGGUCGGCCGUCUGCGGGCCUUCCUGCAGGCGGGACAGGAAGGGGCGGAGCUCUCUGUGCUCCUGAAGGACCUGGACACUUCCUGUGGAGACAUCGGUCAGUUCUGUAAGAAGAUCCGCAGGAGGAUGCCAGGAACAGAUGCUCCGGGGAUUCCUGCUGCGCUCAGCUUCCCUGCUCAGGUGGGCGAGGCGCUGGAGGACUGCAGGAAGCAGCUGACGCGUGUGGUGGCCGUUCUGCAGGAAGUAGCAGCAGCAGGAGCUCAGAUGAUCGCUCCUCUGGCCGAGACAGAGGGACUGACAGCACUGAAGAUAGAGGACGUGAUGUUCAAAGCAGUGGACCAGGUGUAUGGUGCUCAGGGACUCAAUGCGUUCGAGAGUCUGCGUCAGUCCUGCGCCGCAGUCAUCUCCACCAUGAACAAGAUGGCCACGGCCAUGCAGGAAGGAGAAUACGACGCGGAGCGGCCGCAGCGUCCGCGUCCUCCGGUGGAGAUCCGCGCCGCUGCUGUCAGAGCCGAGAUGACCGACGCCGAGGGGCUGGGAAACAAGCUGGAGGACCGAGAGACGGUCAUCAGAGAGCUGAAGAAAUCCCUCAAGAUCAAGGGUGAGGAGCUGAGCGAGGCGAAUGUGCGUCUGAGUUUACUGGAGAAGAAGCUGGACACGUCGACGAGAGACGCAGACGAGCGCGUGGAGAAGAUCCAGACCAAACUAGACGAGGCUCUGACUCUGCUGAAGAAGAAAGAGAAGGAGUUUGAGGAGACGAUGGACGCACUGCAGGCCGACAUCGACCAGCUGGAGGCAGAGAAGGCGGAGCUAAAGCAGAGGAUCAAUAACCAAUCACGAGCCUCCGAAGGUUUCCGAGGACCGCAAGCAUCUGGAAUCGCCUCCAUCGUCACGGGAACCACUGCUGGGGGAAUGGUGUCGGGUGUCUCCGGUGAGGUUCAGGUGGUGGACUCUCCUCUCCUCAAACAACAGAUCGAUGUGCAGCGACUCGCCAUCACACAGCUGAAGAGUGAGAACUACAGACUGAAGGCUGAGAGGAUGCGAGCGCAGCUGUCGUCUCUGCCUCCGCUGCAGCCGGUGAACAUGACCUCAGUGAUGAAGGAGGCUCCGGCCGGAUCUCUGUACCGCAGAACUGACCUGCUGCUCAACAACCUGCUGAAGAUGAGCGCGGGCCUGAGAGUCGUCGACAUCAGCGGGAAGACCUCGGCGAGUGCAAGCGCUCAGCUUCUGGAGCAGACGGCCAAGAUGAAGUCUCUGAGCGACACGCUGGACAAACUGAAGGCUGAGGUAUCGCAGCACGUCGUGUCGCAGCAGCCUGGAGCUUGUGUGUCGUCAGACUUACCCUCGUUCCCCUCUGUGUCUUUCGUGAAGGCCAAGGCGGAGCAGCAGAGCGGCUCGGUGCUGGUGGGGAAGGUGAUGAUUCCCUGCGCUCGUGGUGCGGAGCAGACUCACAGCCUCGUCCUGUCACAGCAGCAGCUUCAGCGCGUGCAUCGCCUGCUCAUGACCUAAACACAGCUCCCACAAUCCCACGCUCUCAGGACACACACGCGCCAAAGACAGCAGCUCGUCUUCUGAUCCUCCAGCUCCUAAACACAGCCUUCAUCUCUCCCACAUCCACACUGGAGUCGAGGCAUUCGGACUCACAGUACACAAUCUUUGAGUUGGAAGAUAUAAACCUGCAGUUGCAAGAAAAACAGGCAGAAGUGCAAGAUAGUUGUAAUUUAUUUGUUACUGGGAAACAAGAUUGUAAACACAGAUUUACAAGAAACAGUCAGAAUUGUGAGAGAGAGACAAAUCUGAGUAUUUUUUCUUUUAUUCCCUCAUAAUUCUGAGUUUACAUUUUGUUUCUGAAAGCAAAAAAAUAAACUGGAUUUAAAUGUUGCAAUUCUGACUUUUGUGGUAAAAGUAAAAUAAAAUCAAAAGAAGUGUGCGAUGUAAAAUCAGGAUUGCAGAAUAAGAGUCCCCAAAGAAUUCAGUCACAUCACAGUUCCACAAAAUCUUAAAAUGGGAAGAUAUAAAACAUUAAAAGAUGUAAACUCAGAAUUAAGAGAUCUAAACCUGCAGUUGUGAGAAAAUGUCAUGGUUUUUAUUUCAUGGGGGGAAAUGAAAAAAAUAGAAAUGCCUCAUGAAAACUAAACAUUACAAACAAUUCAAAUCGAUCUCAAAGUUUCUAUAAUUCAGAGACUAAAGUCAAAAUUGCAAAAGAGUUGUGUGGAAUGAGUCUGAAUUGUGAAAGAGAAAGUCAUUCUUGUAUUUUAUUAUCCCAUGUGCAUCAGAGGAACUCAAAAGGAGAUGUUAAAGUUCUGCUUUUGUUGUUCACUGGAAACACUCACAGCCUGUGGAUUUACACAAACCUUUCCUUGUGGUUGAAUUAUUACUUUAACAGAAGACGAUUUACUCCCAGCUGAACCUAAUUAAUAAAACUCUAUUACAGUAAUGCCACAACGCUUUCAGUACUUUAAACGGUUCACGGAUAUCUUUGCUUCCAUGCUUUGGUUUUCUAUUUAGUAUGAUCGUUUGUUUCACGUUUCAUAUAAUUGUCUUGUCAUUUCAUGAAUAAACCCUUGGUGAAGGAAGUUAAACUGGUAACCGUACUAACGCUGUAAUGAAGUUCAGAUGAAACGCAGGGCUGUAGGAAAGAGAUCAGUAGUUUUGGAUGAUUAUCGUAGGUUUGCCCCAGUAACUCACUCAUAUAUUAUUAGAGCUCCAUUAGAGUUAAAGGACCAAUCAAUCAAGAGCCACGGAUAUAUAUGAGACACUCGUGAUUUAUGCAAAUCAGAAGCACAAGUGUGUUUUAAGUCAAUUAUUUAACACCUUUUACAAAUGUUUUGUGACUCUUCUGAUCUUCUCUAAAUUAUUUGCUUUAUUCUCUUAGAUGGUUGGUUUAGUGUUUUAAUAGUUUAUGUAUUUGGCAUGUUUCUCAAUGGAAGCGAUUGCAAUAAAGUUG